CCGUUUAAUGAACUACGAGAAACUGAUGUCACGCUAUCGCGAUACUGAGAAUCAACAUGGCUUGCUUCCAUAGAUUUCGCUGGCCAUUUUAGUAAAUAGAAAAAUUCUAAAUCCUGCAAAUUUGAGUUGUCCACUCAAAUUCCAAAUGACUCGGCUACUACAGCAAGCACUGUAGCUACAUGCAGACGUUGCUCUUACAGGUUUAAGACAUCUCUGUUAACAAGCUAGCUAGAUAACGUUAGCUGACCCUCACAUCCAGAGCUAACCUUGUUUAGCCAUCCUACGUUAGCUUGAUUCGCCUGGUUGCAGUCUUUCACAGUGCUUGUUUUGUGGUUAGUGUCAUCUUUUAUUAUCAGCAUGUAGGCUGGAUGUUAGUGGUCUAAGUUAGCUGUCUAACGAGAAGAGAUUCUGGACGGGUGUUGGCUACUUGGCUAUGUAGCUAACGUUGGCUAGUGGGUUAUGCUUCAGACUGGCUCAGAACGAGAUUAUCGUGGCGGAGAAGAGACAGACGCAGGUUGACUCCCACAUCACUAGCAGGGGGUAAGGGACACCACUGUCGCCACGAUGCUGGACUCUGUGAGGAAUGCUUUCCACGCCCAGCUAGCCACCGUCAUGGACUCUCUUCUGGCGGCGGCGGUGUGUGAGAUCGCCAAGAUCUUCGACAGCAGUCUGUGUGAGCAGCAGGAAGAGCUGAUGCAGAGAGGAGAGGAGAUCACAGCCCUGAGGGGGAGGCUGGAGCGGGCAGAGAGGAGGCUGAAGAAGGAAGGAGAUGGAGAAGAUGGCCUACUGGAUGUGAUAGAAGGACCAGCAAGGGAAAUAGGAGGAGAUGACAGCCCAAGGCAGCAGUCUGAACCUAGACCUGGUUCAAGCUGGGAGUCGGAUGCCGCCUCUGAGACCCCCCCACCGGUCCAAGACAGGGGGUGUAAGGAGCCACCCAGGAUGAAAAAGGAGGAGACAGAGCUGGAGGGGACUUCCGUCAAAGAAGAGCUUAAACAUUGCCCUCUUCCACACUUUGGGGAGUCCCACCCUGCCCCUGUGGAGGGGAAGGGACAAGGGCCAGGGGGGAGCUCUGCUGCUGGGAGCCAGAGGCUGGGAGACCCCCUGUCUGACACACCAGGGACCAAGGCAAAGUUAUCCCAUUGGGAGGGAGACCAUAGACCUCUUCAAAGCCAGAGCUCCACUUCCUUCUUUCAAGAACCCCGGGUUGGACAUUUUUCCCCCAGACCUGACCACAGGUCUCCUGGGCUUGACCCCUGGGCGAGUGGGGUUCCUCUAGACCUUCAGGAUCCUAGCUUCCUGGACCAGAGCCCAGACCAGAGCCCAGACCAGGUUCUAGAGCAGAGAGAGCCCCGACAGUCACAGGACCAAACCAACCAAUCCCAGAGAGGCCUGAGACCAAGAGACGACAGAGGGAGGGGCCUAGUUCAUCAGAACCGCUGGUCAUUGGCUUCCAAGGACCCAAUCAGACCACACCCCAACACACACACACACGCUCACAAACAUGCACACGGUCACGCACACACACUUAGCGGGGCAAGACCCUACACCUGCCCGUACUGCGGUAAGAGCUUCAGCUACCCAUCCCACCAGCGCAGGCACCUGCUGCGCCACACAGGUGUGCGGAUGUACCCCUGCUUGGUAUGCGACAAGAGCUUCCUGACUCCAUCGGAGCUCACAGUGCACACCCGCGUCCACACAGGGGAGAGGCCGUUUGGCUGCACCCAGUGUGGGAAGCGUUUUGCCCGCAGCGGGAAUCUCCGGGCUCACCAGAGAGAUGUCCACCUGGGGAAGAGACCCUUCGUCUGCCAGGAGUGUGGCAAGCGGUUUGCCCACAGGGGCAACCUGAGGGUGCACCACCAGAGGGUACACCCGGGCCUGCCAUACCAUGAGGAUGAGUAUGACCAGGAUGGCAUCGCUCUCCCCUCUACUGGGUAAAGGGUCAGGAUUACAGGGUCAAAUUCAGCAGGAGUUAAUGGGAGAAUAUAUUUUAAGAUGGAAAAUGAGUGUUCCUAUUUGGCGUUUUGGUCUUACGUGAAUUAAGCCUGCCCUGGAACUCUCUUUGCAUUUUGAACGAAUGUGCCGUAGGAAUGACUUUACACGUCGAGAGACGAUGUUGAAGAGACAGGAAAUUGAGAGGCAGAGAAAGAAAAGCAGCACUCCCUACAAAGAGGAAGAGGGGCUAUUUCUAAGUGUUACAUCAUUUCAAUGGAUGGCUUACCGGAGGUUGUUUUUAUACUGAGAGAAACGGUGCUUCGUUUUCCUUUUACCCUUUAGUUACUGUACAUGGUUGUGUAUGUUAGCAACAGUGAUACAAGUACACGCUUAUUAUGUAUCAUAUGAUAGCACACAUAACGUUCCCUAUUUUGUCUCAAUGUUGUUCAUCCUCUGUGUACUGUUCAUAUAAAGUAAUUAACCAUACUAAAACAAGGUGUAUUUAUGGUCAAUCUUAAAAUGAUGAUACAGUAUCUUAUUUCUGAGUAUGCUUUCUUUGGUCCUUUAAGGUCAGGAUAUUUGUCAAAGGGAGAGAGGAAAAGCAGGAAGAAGAUAUAGUAUUGUUUUCUGGGUACGUGCAGUACCAUUGAUUGCCACCAGAGAGCAUUCUUACUGCUGUAUUCUCCAUUGUAAAUGCAUAGAAAUCUAAUCAAAAUGUAUUUGUCACAUGCGCUGAAUACAACAGACCUUACCAUGAAAUGCUUACUUACGAGCCCCCAACAAUGUGUUUUAAAAAAGUAAGUAAGAACCAUUUGCUCAACUAAAGAAAAAAUUGUAAUAAUAAAAUAACAAUAACAAGGCUGUAUACAAGUUGUACUGGUACUGAGUCAAUGUGCAGGGGUACUGGUUAGUCAAGGCAAUAUGUCAUAUGUAUGUAGGUAUGGGUAAAGUGACUAUAUGCAAAUACUGAUCAGAGCGUAGCAGCAGCGUGUGUGAAUGUACAGUAAAAUUCAAAAGUUUGGACACACCUUUUCAUUCCAGGGUUUUUCUUU
Molecule: messenger RNA, 2984 nt
Organism: Oncorhynchus tshawytscha (Chinook salmon)
Lineage: Eukaryota; Metazoa; Chordata; Actinopteri; Salmoniformes; Salmonidae
Product: zinc finger protein 500
Exons: 5
Coding region: 565-1935 (456 amino acids)
Biological process (GO): regulation of transcription by RNA polymerase II
Cellular component (GO): nucleus
Molecular function (GO): RNA polymerase II cis-regulatory region sequence-specific DNA binding; DNA-binding transcription activator activity, RNA polymerase II-specific
Source: RefSeq, a predicted model, not a curated record